Messenger RNA from Paramecium sonneborni, 114 nucleotides. The record is from the annotation of a GenBank genome assembly. NCBI's taxonomy places the organism in Eukaryota, Ciliophora, Oligohymenophorea, Peniculida, Parameciidae.
AUGAAUAAUAAGAUUAAGAUGAAUUUUAAUAUAGACGACCACUAUAAAGAUACAAAAAUUUUGGAUCUCUUAGAGAAAAAAUAAAAUCAUGAAGUGAAAGUUUAGAUGAAAUGA